Molecule: messenger RNA, 1692 nt
Organism: Saxophila tyrrhenica
Lineage: Eukaryota; Fungi; Ascomycota; Dothideomycetes; Mycosphaerellales; Extremaceae
Exons: 9
Coding region: 1-1692 (563 amino acids)
Biological process (GO): transmembrane transport
Cellular component (GO): membrane
Molecular function (GO): transmembrane transporter activity
Source: RefSeq, a predicted model, not a curated record
AUGGCUACCGCUGCUCAGGUCCUUGAUCCAUCGGAGUCGGCCCAGGUCGAAUACUUGGAGGACGAGAUCGAGAAAGACUUCCACCGCAACCUCAAUGCAAGGAUCAGAAAUCCGCUCCAUGGGUUCACCCAGGAUGAACUCGACCAUCAAGCCUCGAUGUUCUGCGACACAUACGGAUUCCAAGAAGAUCUGGGUCUCUUCCAGAAAGCCGCUCGAGUGGCGCAGAAGCCGGACGAGUUCGAGCAGAUCUCCUGUCUGACGGAAGAGGACAAGUACCAUAUCCGUCGGGAGACGACUCGCGCCAACGGCCCAAACCUGUCCUUCCCGGUUGACUUCGGAAUUGAGAAUCGGGAGUGGUUGAUUGGAGUCAUCAACUCCGCGCCCACCCUGUUCGGCACUGCCAGCGCCUUCUUGGCCGAUCCUGUCAACAACCUCCUUGGUCAUCGUGGCACGAUCUUUUUCACGAACAUGUUCGUCGCGUUCACGCAAAACUGGUGGGAGCUGCUGUUGUGUCGGCUGUUCAUGGGGCUCGGUAUGGGCAUCAAGAUCUCUACAAUUCCAAUCUACACCAGUGAAGUCUCCCCGGCUUCGAUCCGCGGUGGGCUUGUGACAUCUUUCCAACUCUGGGUAGCAUUUGGAAUCAUGAUUGGCUUUUCCUCGAAUUUGGUCUUCAAAGACAUCGGUCCUCUGGCAUGGCGCUUCCAACUGGCCGCUGCCUUUGCUCCGGCGGUGCCGUUGUUCUUCCUGGUCUGGUUCGUUCCUGAAUCGCCGCGUUGGCUCAUGAAGAAAGGCAGAUACCAAAAAGCUUUUGCAGCCUUCUGCCGCAUCCGCAACUCAAAGUUGAUCGCAGCCCGCGAGAUCUUCUACGCCCACUGCCAGAUCGUUGCAGAGGACGUGGCAUUUGAAGGCCAGUCGAUCUGGUCCAGGGCGUGGGAACUGUUCUCUGUUCCUCGUAUCCGUCGAGCGACGUUUGCCUCUGCAUGGAUUGUCAUCUCCCAACAGUUUUCCGGGAUCAACAUCAUGGCAUUCUACUCCUCCACCAUCUUCAGCCAGGCGGGAUACACUGUUACCCAGUCUUUGCUGGCAUCCUUCGGAUUCGGAGUGGUCACAUUCGUCUUCUCGAUCCCGGCGGUCUACACCAUGGACACGUUCGGUCGCCGCAACCUCUUGCUGUUCACUUUUCCUAACAUGGCUUGGUGCCUGCUCGCUGCAGGACUCUUUUUCUUGAUGCCCGUGGAAAGCAGCGCGAGGGUUCCGCUCAUUGCACUGUUCAUCUACAUGUUCACUGCAUUCUACUCGCCCGGCAUCGGCCCCAUCCCGUCGAUCUACUUCUCAGAAUCCUUCCCGCUUUCCCAUCGUGAGAUCGGUAGCGCCUUCACCAUUUGCGUGAACAACGGGAUUGGCAGUGCGCUGGGCCUUACCUUUCCUUCGCUUCUGGCGAAGAUCACGCCGACCGGAGCUUUUGGCUUGUACGCUGGCUUAAACUUGCUCGCAUUCAGCGUCAUCUUCUUUAUCGUGCCCGAAACGAAGAAGAGGACGCUGGAGGAGCUUGACUAUGUCUUCGGCGUACCAACCACCCAGCAUGGUUCGUACCAGCUCCGCAAAUGGCUGCCGUGGUUCGUCAAACAAUACGUAUUCUGGCAGAAGGAUGCUGUGCUGGAGCCGCUUUACCAUGAUGACAAGAGCAGCUGA